Molecule: messenger RNA, 369 nt
Organism: Oldenlandia corymbosa var. corymbosa
Lineage: Eukaryota; Viridiplantae; Streptophyta; Magnoliopsida; Gentianales; Rubiaceae
Source: the annotation of a GenBank genome assembly
AUGGGACCGGGGGAUUCUUUAGUGAAACAUAAAGAGAAAGACACUGUAACAGGGGAGGGGAGUGGAGCUAUGAGGUGGACUGGUGUGGUAAGGACAGGCCUGGUGCUGGAGGAUGCAGGGCAAAUCUCAUCAGGAGGUGGGGAGGGUAAUAGAGGAGAUAGAUUGGAGGUGCCUCAGGGUACCACGUUGGCUAGUAUGUUGGAACAGGUUCGAAACUCAGGGGUAGUUCCAAUUAGAGCGGGAGGACUAGGUUUGAUGGGAGAUGAUGUGGACAUGAAAAUCAAUGAAGCAUGGGAGCAGGCGUUUGAUGAAGAGUUUACAGAAGAAAAAAGAGAGGAAGGGGAGCGAAGAGAGCGUUGGGGGAUAUAA